UGCAGCUCCUCGUAGCAGGAAAAUGUCUCUUAAACGUAACCGAAAAGUAGUACAUGAAGUUAAAUUUCCGGCGUAGAGUUUGCUUUACAACUUCAGAUUGUGUUUAUAAUGGCUUCAGAACGUUAUAGUUUUUCAUUAACAACUUUUAGUCCAUCAGGAAAAUUAGUUCAAAUUGAAUAUGCGUUGGCAUCUGUUGCUGCUGGAGCUCCUUCAGUUGGAAUAAAAGCAUCAAAUGGUGUAGUUCUUGCAACUGAAAAAAACUAUAAAUCUGUUUUGUAUGAAGAACAUAGCAUUCAUAAAGUAGAAAUGGUAACAGAUCAUAUUGGAAUGGUGUACAGUGGCAUGGGUCCAGACUAUAGAUUGUUGGUGAGACGAGCCCGCAAAUUAGCACAGCAAUAUUAUCUGAGAUAUGGAGAACCCAUUCCAACUAGCCAAUUGGUUCAGAGAGUAGCUUAUAUAAUGCAAGAAUACACUCAGUCGGGAGGUGUACGUCCUUUUGGAGUGUCUCUUCUCAUUGCUGGUUGGGAUAGCAGUAGGCCCUAUCUUUUCCAGUGUGAUCCAUCUGGUGCAUACUUUGCUUGGAAAGCUACUGCUAUGGGGAAGAACCAUGUAAAUGGAAAAGCUUUCUUAGAGAAAAGGUACAGUGAAGAAUUAGAAUUAGAAGAUGCUAUUCAUACUGCCAUAUUAACUUUGAAAGAAGGUUUUGAAGGGCAAAUGACUGCUGAUAACAUUGAAAUUGGCAUCUGUAAUGAAAAUGGUUUUAAGCGCCUUCUACCUGCUGAAGUUAAAGACUAUUUAGCAACCAUAAAUUAACUGUCAUGUUGUUUCAACAUUUAUGUAUGUAUAAUACAUUUUUUCAAAUGUUAAAAUAAUUUUUUUUUUUUAUACAUACAGUGUCUAAGACUCUAUUUUUAAUUAUAUUUGAGCUUAUGUGGCAUUACCUUUCCCAAACUGCAUUUUGCUGCUUAUGAAAAAUGCUGCUCUCCUUGAUAAUAUCUAAUUUGCUGUGCCAGAGUUUUAGAAAGAAUUUAUCUUAAUCCAUAUAUGUUAAAUAAAUUUUUAUAGAUA
Stegodyphus dumicola is the source of this 1068-nucleotide messenger RNA. RefSeq names its product proteasome alpha2 subunit (gene Prosalpha2). Gene Ontology annotation, biological process: ubiquitin-dependent protein catabolic process. NCBI's taxonomy places the organism in Eukaryota, Metazoa, Arthropoda, Arachnida, Araneae, Eresidae. Gene Ontology annotation, cellular component: proteasome core complex; proteasome core complex, alpha-subunit complex. The record is from RefSeq and is a predicted model, not a curated record.